Mirounga angustirostris (Northern elephant seal) is the source of this 4811-nucleotide messenger RNA. It is a transcript of the gene TMEM65, whose product is annotated as transmembrane protein 65. The transcript is spliced from 9 exons. Gene Ontology annotation, biological process: regulation of cardiac conduction; cardiac ventricle development. The coding region runs from base 489 to 1304 and encodes 271 amino acids. Gene Ontology annotation, cellular component: mitochondrion. The record is from RefSeq and is a predicted model, not a curated record. Lineage: Eukaryota; Metazoa; Chordata; Mammalia; Carnivora; Phocidae.
GUGGCCUGGAGCGCGUCCGCUUUGAGGGCGCGGGAGCCCUACGGAGCGCCGACGAGGGCAGGCAGGAGGGUGGGAAAGCCGGCAGGAGCGGAGGGCGGUGCCGAAGGAGGGCGGUGCGUGGCUGACUCAUCCCUCUGGAAGAUCAAACUGACGGAGACAACCCUAGCCGCCCGCCCGCCCGCGCCGCCCCUCCUCAGCCGGGAGGCGCCCGCCCGCACCGCCCACCCGCCCUCUCCCGGCCCGCAGCCUCACAGAAAGUUUUUCUCGUUGGAGGGACCGGAGCCGCCGCGGGCCUUUCGGAAGGGAAGGGGGACAGAAAAGGAGGCGAUCGACGCGCGGGCCCGGGGAGUGCAUGGUGCCCGGCGCCUCUGCCGCCAGUCGGGAGGACAUUGGGGCGGGGUCCGGCUGAGCCUACCUCCCUCUUCCCCCUGCCUUGCCAGAAAUCGCCCUCCCGGACUGCCGCGGGGGUCCCCGCUCCUCAGCCCGCCAUGUCCCGGCUGUUGCCGCUGCUGAGGAGCCGGACCGCGCGCAGCCUGAGGCCGGGCCCGGUCGCGGUCGCCGCCGCCGCCGCCGCCGCCGCCGCCGCGCCCCGCCCGCCGUCCUGGUGCUGCUGCGGGCGGGGGCUGCUGGCGCUCGCGGCCCCCGGCGGCUUCCGAGGGCUGGGCACCCACCCCAAGAAGGAGCCCAUGGAGGCGCUGAACACGGCGCAGGGCGCGCGCGACUUCAUCUACAGCCUGCACUCCACCGAGAGGAGCUGCCUGCUCAAGGAGCUGCACCGCUUCGAGUCCAUCGCCAUCGCCCAAGCAUGCAGAUAUCCCAAACCCGAGAUUGCCAUUGUGAAGCAAGCGAAGAAGGUAUCAUCAGCAGAGACCCCUGAUAGUUUUGGUAUUUCAAGAUGUUCCAGUCAACUGACAAGGACUUCUCCUCACAGUGUCAGAACUGUAGUGAUGAUGAGAGUAAUGCAACUAGCAAAUAGUUCUGAAAAGUUGGAAGCUCUACCACCCACCCCAGGACAGCUGAGAUAUGUAUUCAUCCACAAUGCGAUACCUUUCAUAGGGUUUGGCUUUUUGGAUAAUGCAAUUAUGAUUGUUGCAGGAACCCAUAUUGAGAUGUCUAUUGGAAUUAUUUUGGGAAUUUCAACUAUGGCAGCUGCUGCUUUGGGAAAUCUUGUGUCAGAUUUAGCUGGACUUGGACUUGCAGGCUACGUUGAAGCUUUGGCUUCCAGAUUAGGCCUGUCAAUUCCGGAUCUUACACCAAAACAAGUGGACAUGUGGCAAACACGUGUUAGUACACAUUUUCCCUAAAAUUCAGUGACUCUCCAAACCAGGAAAGACCAGCAAUGGAGAAGACAAUCAAGAUGUGAUUACAGACUGAGGAAAGCACCUAAUGCCAGAUGCCUGAUGACCUGAGUUGACCAGUGUGCAAACCGAAUACACAUGUUUGGACCUGAAGCUAAAGAGGGGUGUGGGUGAAUUCGGGGCCCAGGAAAGAAAGGAUCCCCCUUUUCUACAGACUAAGGAAAUGAAAGAAUUUAGGUUUGGAGUGGACGUGAGAUCAAACAAAGAGAGUGAUCCCGUAAGUUGGGGCUAAAUUAGAAGAGGGACUUAGAGCCCCAAAAGACAGUGAAGAUGGAGGGCUGUUGCAGUGAGGAUCCCAGACAGGGUAAAGCAAGAUAUCUUUUCUCUUAAGGAGCUUACAGCCAAAUGUGGCGCACAAUGAGGCCAAGCUAGCUACAGGGGAGAGUUUAGGUAAGACAAGCAAAGCAACUUACGGUAUCGCCGACUCUAUUUACCAUCUGCUUGGGAUUUGGUGUAGGAGGCCAGUGUAUUUUAAAAUUAGGAAAAGGAAAAAAAACAUCAAGUCAGAGUAGAGCCUAGAGAUUUGUUUAUGCUUUUUAAUGCCAGAAACUUCAAAUGGCUUUUCUUCUCUGCGGAAGGCAAACCUAUCUGUAGUUUUGCACAGUUGAGAAGACGUGUUUCCGCUAUCCCUCGAAAUCUCACUCCCUGCCUUGCAGCCACAGAAAGAAUCACUAUGGAUCCUCACAUGUGCCAGAGCCUCUCUCACAUCUCUCUGCUUUGCCACAUUAUUCGCUCUGCUUGUGCCUCCUGUCCACAUCUGUCCAGCAACCUCUAUACUUCACCCACUUUGUCUAAAAAUGUGCAGGAGGAGCUUCCACUUGGGGAAGACCUUCUUGACAAUUGUCCCUGUGUGUCACCAAGCAGACUGACCCCACAUGCUCUGGGACACUGUUUUACUUUGUUUUCACCUCUAUUAUUUGGCUAUACAAUUCCUGGGAUGGCUUGUUUCCCCUUUUUUUUUGCUCCUGUUAGGCCAUGGAUUUCUACUAGAGACAGAGAAAUCCUACUGAGAUGGCACAUGAAUAAUGUAUGGCAUUUAUUGCAUGAUUAUAACAUGGCCUAAGAUCAGUGGUUCUCAAAGUUUCGGUUACAUCAAUAGUGCUUGCUAAAAAUGCAUAUUUUCUACCCCCAACCCCAGAGAGUCUCAUUCAUUUGGGGCUGGGGGAUCUGCAUUUUAACACCUAGGUCACCCUAAUGCAGUUGGUCAGCUGACUCUGUUUCACAAAAUACUAGCAUGGUUUCCUCAUGUCUCCUCUGGCCUCUUGCUCCUUAACUCUAGACUGUUUCCCUUCAGGAAGCAGGGGAGCCAGGGACAGUAAUUUGGUGAAACUCAAAUCAGGGGGACACACCUGGGUAAAAUGUUCUGUCCUGAAAGUCAAAGGCACAGACUAAAAUAAUAAUUAUUUGUUGGUGAUGUUUAUCCCCAUUUGCCCUUACUUCCUUUUCCACUGACAGUCCAUGACUGGCCAUAUUUAAAGCUGUGCUGGUUGAUUUUUUGUUUCUUUCAAGGAGCUGUGAAUAACUCCUCAAAGCUAGAAGAAUUCAUGCAUUUGAAAACUGAAUUGUGAUGAGCUUAUCUAUCAAUGGCAUGAUGCUUCCUCAGUCGUUCUGUUCUGAGCAAUAAAUCUAUAAUCAUUGGAAGCAAGAGCCUUUCAUUAUACAUGUUCAUAUAGUUCAGUUCAAAGGCCCAGAUUAUCCAAAUCGACACUAGCAACAACAGCUACCAUUUAUUUACAUUUCAUUUUGUACCAGGGCUGUGCUCAGUGUUUUACAUCCAAUUUAUUUUUUAAUCCUCGUUAACACCUUUGCAGUUAGUUUUACAGAUGAGGAAAGAAGGGGCUCAGAGAAGUUUAAAGAACUUGACCAAGGGGCAGAGCUAGGAUGAAAACGUGUCUGACCACAGCACCUAGAUUUCCAAAUUACACUACAGGCCAUCUCCUUAGAGCACGCUUCUGUGGUCUACAGAUGGUAGACUGGUCCUGGGACACAGGCAGAACUUAGGACCCAGGCUUCCAGACCCCCCAGUAUAAUUUCUUGUUCAUGAUCUUACACAUGGGAAAAAAGAGGAAAGUUGGGACUAUUAGUAAUUAAUUCUGGUGAAAUGAAAAAAAGAGGGAGACCUCUGACUUUCCUGCACUUGUUUAGCUAAUUGGGAAAUUCUUGAUUCUUCUAGAAAUUGUGGUUUCUAGAAAACACUUGCCAAAAGGCUAAAUCAUGCUGUUAUAUGUGGCCUUGGAACAGAUUAUCUGGGCACUGCCCCAUUUCCACCAACUUCUCUUCCCCCAGUUUUGUAGAAAACGCUGACAAUCACAUAAUUCUUGGUCCAUUCUGAAGAUUCUCAAAACCUCGAAAAGCCUUGUUAGACCCGUUCAACCAUUGCAGAGCCUUUUUCACCAACUGGCAAAGGAUAAUAGCUAAGCCACGAGGGCAAUAUUUUAGGCUGAGAGCAGGCUGGUUUUGUGGAAGUCCAGCAGCUUCUGUGAAUAUUAAUCAGAGGCAGAAAGUGGCAUAAGCAGCACCAUGAGCAGCUGGGGCUGACUUGGCGUGGGUGAGAGACCCUACGAAGUGGGACAGAAAACCCUAGCUUGGCAGCAGGCCCCUGAAUUUACUCUCAGCUCUGCCUGUGGCCCCAAGACCUUAGAGGAAGCUCUCAAUCUGUGUGGGUCUGGUUGUUAUUUUAGAUGAUGCUGUUGGUGUAGGUGAGAAUCGAUGAGAGUAUCCUUGAAGGAACUUCCCACACCUCGGCUGUUAGGAGAUUAACCCGUCGUCUGUCUCUACUGGCUAUUUCAUGGUUUUUCUCAACAGACCCUCACAGCUGAUGUGACUGAGAUCACUGCUCACAGCAGGACUGCAGCUGGCCUUGGAACUGAACUGCUGAAUAUUUAUGAUAAUUGAGAGCCUCAGAGAUGAGUCUGAACUUGGCGAUGUUGCCCUUACCACUUGUGUUCUAUUUAGGAACCAACAUAGUUGUCCCGGUUGGAGGUCAUUGUUGCCUAAGUGUGGGGUGUGUUCACUGUGAGGUGAAGGGUGAAUCAGGGUAUUGCCUAGAAAAAUAUUUUUAAUGUAUAAUUAGGUAUUUAUUUUACUGCAUGUUUUUUAAAAAGAUUCAUUUGAAAAAAAUAAGUAAAAAAAGUCAAUUAUAUAAAGCAAAUCAUAAUACGGGUGGUAAAAGAAUAUGACAAAAGUCACGAAAGUGGUACAUGAAUGAUGACAGCUUAGGAUCUCUUCCUGGGAUAGAAACCCAUAACUCCUUCAGCAAAAUUCUUGGGGCCAGAUGUGUUUCAGAAUAUCUCAUGCAUUCUUGUCACACCCAAGGGUAGCUGGAAAGGGACUUUAAAAUACAUUAUUUCCACCGUAAAACAUAUGAAUACUUACUGUAACUAGGAUGAAUAAGGUCUAUAAAUAACAUCACAUCAGUGAGGUCAAGUGUUGCAGCCAAAUGAGUUAUAAAAG